Molecule: messenger RNA, 5057 nt
Organism: Silurus meridionalis
Lineage: Eukaryota; Metazoa; Chordata; Actinopteri; Siluriformes; Siluridae
Gene: prkg1a
Product: protein kinase cGMP-dependent 1a
Exons: 18
Coding region: 425-2431 (668 amino acids)
Biological process (GO): protein phosphorylation
Molecular function (GO): cGMP-dependent protein kinase activity; ATP binding
Source: RefSeq, a predicted model, not a curated record
CGUCAUUCUGUCGCACCACGUGACACACGAGAGCUCUGAGUUGUUCUAUCUCGACGUUGAGAGUGAGGGGUUUGCAGUAAUUCCGGAUUUGCUCCAUCUCGGAAAUGAAUGAAUAAAUCACAGACGGCUGCGAUCCUUCUCUCCUUCCGUGCUUCCCGCGCGCACGCGCGCGUGUGCGUGUGUGUGUGUAUGUGUGUGUAAAGUGACGGGGCGGAAGAGGGGCUGGAAUUGCUCUGUGGAUGAGAGGUGAUCAUCAUCAUCAUCCUCAUCAGCGCCCUGAGUCUCCGAGUUCACUUGGACCAGCGACCAGGAUUCCGGAGUUCAAAAGUAAGCUGUCGUCCGGCGCGCGCGCACCCUUCAUUGUCGCCUGCGUUGCGAUUGAACUUUUGGAGCGCCUCAAAAGGGGGGAAAAAAGAAACGAAAAAUGAGCGACCUAGAGGAAGACUUUGCCAAGAUCUUGCUUCUGAAGGAGGAGAGAAUCCAGGAGCUGGAAAGGCGCCUGGCGGAGCGUGAGGAUGAAAUCCAGGAGCUGAAGCGGAAGCUGCACAAGUGUCAGUCCGUGUUACCGAGCGCGCAAGUGAUAGAGCCGAGGACACGGCGCGCGCAGGGCAUUUCAGCCGAACCGCAAACGCACCAGGAUUUAAGCAGACAAAGCUUCCAGAAAUACGCCAAAUCAGACAGGUCUAAGGACUUGAUCAAAGAAGCCAUCUUAGACAAUGACUUCAUGAAGAACCUGGAGCUGUCCCAAAUCCAGGAGAUAGUGGACUGCAUGUAUCCAGUUGAAUAUGGGAAAGACAGCUGCAUUAUUAAAGAAGGCGACGUGGGGUCGCUUGUCUAUGUAAUGGAAGAUGGCAAAGUGGAGGUAACAAAAGAAGACUUGAAGCUGUGCACUAUGGGGCCUGGAAAAGUGUUUGGAGAGCUUGCUAUCCUUUAUAAUUGCACGCGAACAGCCACAGUGAAGACUCUAACCAAAGUGAAGUUAUGGGCCAUCGACAGGCAAUGCUUUCAGACCAUCAUGAUGAGGACUGGACUGAUAAAGCAUGCAGAGUACAUGGAGUUUCUCAAAAGCGUUCCAACAUUCCAUAGUCUUCCAGAAGAAAUACUAAGCAAGCUGGCCGAUGUCCUUGAGGAGACGCAUUAUGAGGAUGGGGAUUAUAUAAUCAGGCAGGGUGCCAGGGGAGACACUUUUUUCAUCAUUAGUAAGGGAAAGGUGACCGUGACCAGGGAGGACUCUGCCAGUCAGGACACGGUGUACCUGCGCUCUCUGGGAAGGGGCGAUUGGUUUGGAGAGAAAGCAUUGCAAGGAGAGGACAUCAGGACAGCCAGUGUCAUAGCUGCAGAGACUGUAACCUGCCUUGUCAUUGACAGAGAAUCCUAUAAGCACCUUAUUGGAGGUUUGGAGGAUGUGUCCAGCAAAGGAUCAGAAGACGCUGAGGCCAAAGCAAAGUACGAGGCAGAGAACGCGUUCUUCUUCAACCUGCACCUGUCAGACUUCAACAUUAUAGACACACUUGGAGUCGGAGGAUUUGGACGUGUUGAGUUGGUGCAGCUUAAGAGUGAUGAGUAUAAGACAUUUGCUAUGAAGAUCCUGAAGAAACGCCACAUUGUAGACACCAGACAACAGGAGCAUAUUCGCUCUGAGAAACUCAUAAUGCAGGAAGCUCACUCAGACUUCAUCGUCAGACUAUACAGGACAUUUAAGGACAGUAAAUACCUGUACAUGUUGAUGGAGGCUUGUCUUGGAGGAGAAUUAUGGACCAUCCUCAGAGACAGGGGUUCAUUUGAUGAUUCUACUACACGAUUUUACACGGCAUGUGUAGUGGAGGCUUUCGCCUAUUUACAUUCAAAAGGUAUCAUUUAUAGAGAUCUCAAACCAGAGAACCUCAUACUGGACCACCGGGGCUAUGCCAAACUGGUGGACUUUGGCUUCGCUAAGAAGAUUGGAUUCGGGAAGAAGACGUGGACAUUCUGUGGUACACCAGAGUACGUAGCUCCUGAGAUCAUUCUUAACAAGGGUCAUGAUAUCUCAGCAGACUACUGGUCCCUGGGCAUCCUCAUGUAUGAACUACUAACAGGCAGCCCUCCUUUUUCAGGCCCUGACCCCAUGAAGACUUACAACAUCAUUUUAAGAGGAAUUGACAUGAUCGAAUUUCCAAAAAAGAUUACAAAAAAUGCUGCCAAUCUCAUUAAAAAGCUAUGCAGGGACACUCCUUCUGAAAGAUUAGGAAAUCUAAAAAAUGGCGUCAAGGAUAUUCAAAAGCACAAGUGGUUUGAGGGCUUUAACUGGGACGGUUUACGGAAAGGAACACUGGCGCCUCCCAUCAUCCCUAGUGUCACAUCAGCUACAGACACAAGCAAUUUCGACAGCUUUCCUGAGGACAACGAGGAUCCUCCUCCUGACGAUAACUCUGGCUGGGAUAUAGAUUUCUAAAUAUACGCACUACAAGCUUAUACACACCAAACUAAAGACCUGUUCCACUGUUGCCUGGAACAAAGCUGCUUCUUUUGGGACAGGCUGCAUUUAAAACUGCUUGAAAAGAGAAAGAGAGAAAAGAGGCUGAUCAGAGGGAAGACCAAACACUUCUUUUUGCUUUAGUCUCAACUGUUGAAGGAGAGGAAUUAAAGUCUGUGUGGGUUUACGAUACUUAGGACUGUUUAUACACCAGUCCUAAUUACAAGGGGGAAUAAUAUAUUCAUAUCAUUUGUGUGUAUGUGUGUGUGUAUGUGCGUGUGUGAAUGCGUACCUGCCACAAGCCCUUCUUAACACAGGAUAUUGUGGAUAUGUUGUAGCAGGUUGUAAACUUACUUGAUUGCUUUUUCUCCAUGAUUGGCUGCAAAGUCUUUUUGAACUCUUGUGCAGACUACUCAGUAAAGUGUGUUACACAAAAUUGGAUUCCAUCACUAUACAUCAAAGCCAGGAUUGUGUUCACACAGACACGAAUGUCACAAUAUCAGGUUAUGUCAGAACAUAUACAUAGUAAUAUAUUACAUGAUAAAGUUAUUCUGUAACUAAUGUUCAUUAAACAGCACAAAUUUAAGUUGGAUUCAAUGGAUAAUAACGCCUGGGAAUUCGUUCCAGAAGUGACCGAUGCUGAUAUUUGUAUAAUAAUGUAAUUAUUACAUUCUUAAAUUAUUGUUGGGUGUAAAUGAAGGUGACUGGUAUGGCUCUCAAGCUCAGAGCUUGUAUGGUUUAUCCCAGCUUCCAGUGUGCCUCAGAAUUACAACAUUAUUAAUUUAAUAUAAUAUGCCCAUAGAGCCCAUUAAAUUCAGGAUAAUCAGCUUUUGUGUAGUUGAACACAGCCCAUUAGUCUAUGUUCACAUUACAAAGUUGAAUUAGUUGAGUAAUUAAAUGUCUUAUUGGUUUUUUUUUUUUUUGCAAUCUGAUUUUGAACUCUCAUCAUCUGUUCCAUAUAGAAAAUUGCCAGAUUUGAAAUCUUUUAAGAUUAUUCUUUUAAAUAAUUCAAGAUAUUCUUUAAACAUCCCAGAAAUAAUCAGAAAAGGAGCAAAAAAGCUAUACAGCAGGUCUUUUUCUUCUGCUUCACACUUCUCAUCAACACCCAACAAGCUGCCUACUGACCUACUGUAUAAAGCAAAUAAUCUUCCGAGUUUAAAAUGCUGAUUUUAUUGCCUCAGCGAUGAUGGAUUUUCAGAAAUAUAUGAUUACCGAUUAUUAUUAUUAUUAUUGGUUUAGAAAGGCCUGAGCGGAGGAAUACAAAAAGUACAAUUGAGCAAUAAGGCUUGUAAUGUGAACAUAGCUGUAAGUCGAGGCUGUAAUGGGAAAUAAUUGUUUGUAAACCAGAAACCACUGUGAUCAGGCAGGUUGAUUUUUAACAGGCCUAUAAAGUGAGUCUUGAUAUGAUCAAAUAACUAUAGAUCAAUUCAGGUGAUUCACAGAUACAUUUCACUGAUUACAUUACAAAUGAGCUGACAAUGAAAAGAAACAGUGCCUUAAGUCAAUGGCAUCCUAAUUCUCUCUAGUAAUCAUCCGUGUGCUGCACCAAAGUGCUUGCCAUCAGAACACAUCCAUUUCCUUUACUAUUGCAAUCGUGUUACAAUCUGUUUUGGACAAUCUAUAGUGAAAAGUCACAUUUCUUUCUGUUUUUUUUUUUUCCUAAUCUAAAUCUGCACACAGCUAUACACUGUGAAAUUGGAUAAAGACACAGAUUCAUGUGUCAUUAAGGCAUGAGAUUGCCUUUGUAUUUUUAUGUGGCUUGACUGGCAGUGGCGAUGAAAACUAAUAGCACUGCGUUACCUGACCGUUUCAUCCUGUUUGUGAAUUUGCACUGUGCUGCAGUACUUAAUCCCGACUAUUAUAACAUAUAGGAUACAUCUUACUAUACUGCAUUGAGGUGCCCUCCUCAUCUGAGUCCUCGCUUCACUACUUACUGAUCCGGCAUAGCCACUGCAGCUAAACCAAGAGGAGAUGGCAGUCAUGAUUUGCAGUAAACUGCAUCUAAUGCUUUCUAUAUAGCCCACAAUGGACACAAUAUAAAUCUGGGGCAUUAUUUAUAAAUAACCACUUUUUUUUUUUUUUUUUUUUUUUGGGAGAGUUUCCUCAGUUGCUUAGACUGCCAGCAAUUGGCCAUCACAUGGUUCAUCAUUUGAAUGCCAACAAUGUGAUUUCUACCUACUUGAAAAUGAUCUAGCGCAGUACGAAUAUAUAAUAAUGAACAUUUCUUGAAUUGCCUAUUCGCAGUUGUGUCAUAAUACUGUACAUGUCCGUUGCUUAAAUUAUUAGGCUGUACUUAAAGGCAUUAGUAAUUUGACUGAAAAUCAUUAAUAUAUCAUUCCCUAGAUUAUGAAAUAUUUGACACUUCUUCAUGUGGUAUAAGACCUAGUCUGAACCGUCUUAAUUCUCUGAUCUGCCUUUACUUUUCAUGUCUAGAUUGCAUUCUUUAUUCUUUUUUUUUUUUUUAUCUUGGGUGGUGUGAUUUUUUUGCCAAGAUAUUUAUUUUAUAUGACUGCAUUUUGAGGUCCUUGUAGUGCAAAGCCACUUGCAGAGUGCCUGUUAUUAAUUUUAUAAUGCUGAAAUAAAGAUAAAUUACUUUUAAGUGUUA